This is a messenger RNA of Cooperia oncophora, 279 nucleotides long. The record is from the annotation of a GenBank genome assembly. NCBI's taxonomy places the organism in Eukaryota, Metazoa, Nematoda, Chromadorea, Rhabditida, Trichostrongylidae.
AUGAUGUACAAGCCGGGUGUAUCAUCAAUGAUUUAUGUCUACGCAAGGCCAGUAACGAAAUACAAUCAAGAGUGUCUUCGGCGAUGGCUGACAGUUGACAACUGCGAGAGUAAUUCUCAACUAGCAUUCGCAAUUCAGCUCCAGAUCACUAGCUCGGAGUUUUCGGCUAGCAAGCUGAUCCUGGAUUUGCCUGGCCAUGCUUCACUUAUCGACCCAAUCCCCAACGCUAUUGCUGCCAACGUUGACACUGAUUGUGUAACCGGAAUUAACAUCGACGCA